This is a messenger RNA of Aphis gossypii (cotton aphid), 2515 nucleotides long. RefSeq lists its product as uncharacterized. Gene Ontology annotation, cellular component: membrane. Gene Ontology annotation, molecular function: transmembrane transporter activity. Gene Ontology annotation, biological process: transmembrane transport. The transcript has 8 exons. The coding region runs from base 770 to 2371 and encodes 533 amino acids. Lineage: Eukaryota; Metazoa; Arthropoda; Insecta; Hemiptera; Aphididae. The record is from RefSeq and is a predicted model, not a curated record.
GUUUCGCUGCAGCCUCCGUCCCCACCGUCGGACGGCGAAUGGUACGAUAUUAGCAUUUAUUUUCAUUGCGGAAUCAUUGGCGGAAUCGUACACACUAAACAGGACGUUAUUUCGACUGUGAGACCGAUCGUCGUAAUAAUUAUAUUAUCGCUAUAGAGACGUGUCGACUUGAUGUGUACAUUGUGUACAUUACACGCACUCUUGCACGGUUGAAUUCGUUUCUUCUUGUUUUGCGGUCGCGAAAAUUCGGCAGGACGCGCCAAGUCCACGCGGAUCCGCAACCGUACACGACGACGAAUAAUAAAAAAAAAAAAUAUAUUACACGUGUUAAAACAAUCGGUUUAUCGUUACAAUCACGGUUUGGUGCUGUGUUAUCUAACGGCCGUGAAUUACGAUGCACGAAUAUUAUUAUAUUUAGUAUUCGUAUAUAAUAAUAUAAUAUAAUCAUUAUGCGCCUAUCGUCGGUGUUGUUAUUAUGGUCGUAAUAAACGACUUUUACACGUAUUAUUAUUACAGUUUAAUAAAUCGACUACAAAACAUCCAAGUUUAAACCGAUCGUUAAUAAUAAUAUAUUAUAAUAUUAUUGUCGUUUCGUGCGUGUUCACGUUCAGCCGCCGAGGGAUGAAAAUAUAUUGUACGCGCUUACGCGUAAAUGGACAAGAGGUGAGCAACGACAAAAGUAUCGGACGUUUCCAAGUUGAAGUUGUUAUCGGUUAUUUUCAACUGGCUGGUAUAAUAGUGUUCGACUAGUUAUAAUAACAAUAAUAACAUGACCGAAAGCGUCGACUUAAAAACCAUGACAAACGAAGAAACUACUGAAGCAAAGUGCGAGCAAUCGUCACUAUCGGACGAAAAUAAUGAAGCAUGGCAAACUAAGGGCAUCAUGUCAAAAUUGAAGUUCAUCUUUGACCACUGUACAAUCGAGCCAAUGUUCGGAUGUUACAUCAUGACUAGCGUUCUGACGGGGCUGUGCACUCAAAACUUGAACCUGCAGAAGGCGUGCCGAGUGAAUUUAAAGCUGGCGAACAGCACGUGUUGGGCGCUGGAGAACCGGAACUCGGCCGAUUACGCCAAAGAGGAAGUCAUGGUCCAAGAGCUGGUGACCGGCAUGAUCAUAUGGAAAACGAUGGUACAGAGUAGCAUACCUAUGGUGUUGAUAAUAUUCGUCGGUUCGUGGAGCGACCGAAAUCACAAGCGCAAGCCGUGCAUGUUGAUACCCAUUGUGGGCGAGUUACUGACCAGCAUAGGGCUACUUGUCUGUACUUAUUAUUUUUACGAGUUGCCCGUGGAAGUAGUCGGAUUGGUGGAGUGUCUGCCUCCAGCUAUGACCGGCGGGUGGAUGACAAUGGUCAUGGCGAUAUUCAGCUAUAUAGGCGACGUGUCUUCGGUAAAAUACCGUACACUAAGAAUCGGAAUAGCGAAUGUUUUCUACUCGGUAGCCGUUCCAAUCGGUACCGCGUUGUCCGGCGUAUUGUUUCGUGGACUCGGAUUUUACGGUGUCUACACCAUAGCUAUAGUGAUGUACGCAUUAACGAUUUCAUACGGAGUGAUAUUUAUUAAAGAUAUAAAAUCGGAGAAAAGUUUAGAAAGCAAAGAACCGCCAAAGUCUACAUCCUGUUUUUAUUUUAUCGAGGAUUUUUUUAGUCUGAGUAACAUCAAGGAAGCUAUUCGUGUGACGUUUAAAGAAGGACAACACAACAGAAGAUUAAGAAUUAUUUCUUUGUUAGUUGUCGUCAUUGUCGUAAUGGGUCCUUUGUAUGGAGAGAUGUCAAUGAUGUACAUGUUUACACGGUUAAAAUUCAAUUGGAACGAAAUCGAUUUCAGUUUAUUUUCCACAUACGCUAUGGUCACCAAUCUUAUAGGUACGAUGUUUUCAGUCGGUGUAUUCAGUCAUACGUUAGGAAUCGACGAUGCCUUAAUUGGAGUAAUGUCAUGUAUGAGCAAAAUAUUAGCAGGAUUCGUUUAUGCGUUUGCUCCGACUGCUUUAAUAUUUUAUAUAGCACCACUUGUGGAAAUUAUAAAUGGAACAUCAUUUAUUGCUAUGAGAUCAAUUAUUUCCAAGCUCGUACCGUCAGAUGAAUUAGGUAAGGUAAAUUCAAUUUUUGGAGUUUGUGAAGCCAUAGUACCAUUGAUUUAUGGACCAAUGUAUAGCUCUGUGUAUAAGCAUACAUUAAAGACAUUUCCUGGAGCGUUUUUUUUACUGGGAGGCUUGUUAACGGCUCCAGCAGCAAUUAUAUUUCUAUGGAUGUAUAAUGAACAUCGAAAAGAACGACAAGUAAAAGAGUCAACUGCAGUCAACAACGGAGUAGACAAUUCCGAAGAAAUACAAAAAGAAAAUAGUUUAGACAUCAGGUUAUCCUCACAAAAUUAGAUAACCUCAUUAAGCAUACAAAUACAGCCUCUUAGAAUUUAAGGGCUAUUUUGAAGUUGCAUUGGACAAUAAAGUAUUGUAUUUUAAAGGCACAUGAAUUGAGUGAUACAAAGAAAUGAAAUGGCUAAUGUCAUUUACUAAUGA